Messenger RNA from Rhodamnia argentea, 3496 nucleotides. RefSeq names its product lysine-specific demethylase JMJ25-like. NCBI's taxonomy places the organism in Eukaryota, Viridiplantae, Streptophyta, Magnoliopsida, Myrtales, Myrtaceae. Gene Ontology annotation, molecular function: transcription coregulator activity; histone H3K9 demethylase activity; chromatin DNA binding. Gene Ontology annotation, biological process: regulation of transcription by RNA polymerase II. The record is from RefSeq and is a predicted model, not a curated record. Bases 302 to 3334 code for a protein of 1010 amino acids. Gene Ontology annotation, cellular component: chromatin; histone deacetylase complex. The transcript is spliced from 13 exons.
CAGCCGCGAGGAACCGAGAAGCUAACCUGUCAAUCGCUGGCUUCCUUUCUGACGUUCCGAUUUCCGUAUGAGCCCCAGUCCAAUCACGCAACUUUCCCUCGCAAUUCCCCUUUCUCUUCCUCAUCAUGACUCUUUUCAAAACCCUCCCGCCAACGUAGUUUUCACGCUUCUCGCAUGUCCUAUAAAUAGACCGGACCCUCUUCGCCUUCCCUUCACCUUCUGGCCCUUCUGAAUCUCGUCAGCUGAACCCCACAAAAACCCUUUUGAGUUUCGAGCCGUUUGCGUCGCUCUGCUGUUUUCCAUGACCAAGUACGCGCGGAAGUACGUGCGGAGGAAGAAAGCGAGGGAAAACGGUGGAGGGAGCCGUGAGGAAGAGGAAAGUCGCGAUCUUGGGACUGAAAAUCGCGGUGCCACGAGAGAGAGCGUCGGGGAUGGGCCACCGCAGAGUCAAGAAGGUGGCAAUAGUUCCAGGAAAAGAAGAGUUCACUUCGCCUGUGAGGAAGGGAUGGAGGGAGAGAAAGGUGGCGGUUCGAGGGACGAAGCCGUCCUUCCUUGCGAGGAAGGUAAAGUGACCGAGGGAACUGUAAAUUGCGUCCAGUACCGAAGUCCGACGAAAUUGAGGUCGAGGGAUCGUGGCGGGAGGAGGAAGGUAAUGUACGAUGACAGCGAAGGCGAUGGAGGUCCUGUCAAGAAGAGGGUGCGGAGACAGAAGGGCACGUCGAAGGGAGGGGUUUUGGAAGUUCACGAAACAGGGGCCAAUGAGAAGGAGAAAACAACUUCGGCCAGGAAACGAGCUGUGAAAAAUCUCGAUGUUGCAGGGAAAGGAACAAAUACAGGCAAAGUUGAAGAAGCUGUGAGGGAAAGAGGGUUAGGAACUGGCAAAUGCCCAUGGCAAAAGAAAAGGAAAAACCAGCCGAGGGAAACAGAAAGCGAUGCCAAGAUAAGGAAUAUGGCAAAAGAAAGGAGAUCAAAUAAACAUGACCCUAAAUGGUUAGAAGAGGAGUGUCGAAUGUGCCAUCAAUGCCAGAGAAGCGAUAAAGAUCGUAUUGUUCGGUGUAAUAGUUGCAAGAGGAAGCGAUUUUGUGCACCCUGUAUUAAAAAUUGGUAUCCUAUGACAAAAGAGGAAGAUAUUGCUAAAGCUUGCCCAUUUUGUCUAGGGAACUGCAACUGCAAGGCAUGCUUACGUCUAGAUGCACCAGAUUUGAGGAAGAUGGAGUUAGUAAGUCACGAAGAAGCUACUAAACAUUCCCGUUAUUUGCUGCAAGCACUAUACCCAUUCUUGAAACAAUUUCAUGUGCACCAAAUGAAGGAGGUGGAUUUCGAGGCAAAGAGAAAAGGGCUACAAGUUCAAGAGCUCAACAUUGCGAAGGCAGGAUGUCAUGCGGAUGAACGAGUGUACUGUGACAACUGCAGAACAUCUAUUAUCGACAUUUACAGAUCCUGUCCCCAGUGUUCUUAUGAUCUCUGCCUAGUGUGCUGCGAGGAGAUCCGUGAUGGACGUCUUCAGGGUAGUCAGGAGGAAGUAAGAGUUGAGUACAUUGACAGAGGGAAAAAAUAUUUGCAUGGUCUGAAGGUGGACAAUGUUGGUGUUCCAGUUGAACUUAGUCCCUCAGAAGUAAAAUUAGAAACUAGGUGGAGAUCGGCAGAAGAUGGAAGUAUUCCUUGCCCACCAAAUAACAUUGGAGGCUGUGGCAAUGGCCUUUUAGAGUUGAAGUGUAUAUUAGAGGAGAAUUUUGUUCUAAGAUUGGUGGACAAGGCAGAAGUGAUUGCUAGAGAGCUCUUGCCUGCGAGUUCAGGUCAUGGUCCUCCACAAUGUCGUUGCCUUAACCCAGAAAGCAAUGUAGAGAAAAGUGGUAACCAUUUAAGGAAAGCUGCUAGUCGAAGAGAUUCUAAUGACAGCCAUUUGUUCUGUCCGAAGGCUAAAGAAAUCCAAUCUGGGGAUCUAAUACAUUUCCAGAGCCACUGGAUCAGAGGAGAACCUGUGAUUAUCAGCAAUGUGCUUGAAACUGGAACUGGUUUGAGCUGGGAGCCUAUGGUUAUGUGGCGUGCAGUUCGCCAGAUAUCACAUAAAAAACAUGGCCGACAUAUAGAUGUGAAGGCGAUUGAUUGCUUGGAUUUGUGCGAGGGAGAUAUAAAUAUUCACCAGUUUUUGGCUGGAUAUACUGAUGGCAGAUUAGAUGAGGAAUAUUGGCCCCAAUUACUUAAGUUGAAGGACUGGCCUCCUUCUCAUUUGUUUGAUGAACGUUUGCCACGUCAUGGUGCUGAGUUUGUUGGCUGCUUGCCUUUUAAGGAGUACACACAUCCUUCCAGUGGUUUCUUAAACCUUGCAGUGAAAUUGCCCCGGAAUUCACUUAAACCAGAUAUGGGUCCAAAAACUUAUAUUGCCUAUGGAUUUGUUGAAGAACUAGGGCGUGGAGAUUCAGUCACCAAGCUUCACUGUGACAUGUCUGAUGCGGUCAAUGUGCUUACACACACUGCAGAGGUGAGAUAUACAAGGGAACAGAUGAAAAGGAUAAACGAGUUGAAACAAAGACAUCGAAAGCAAGAUCAAAGAGAAGGGAUUGAAGUUUGUCAGGAUCUUAAGAAAACAAUUGACAAUACUACAGACCGCGACAAUCUUGUAUUCAGGACAGACGAACGAUGUGACUCUAAUGGUCAUGUUACAUUGGACGGGAGAAUUCCUUUAAGUGCAGCAAAUAUGGCUAAGAUUGGAGAAGGAGAAGCCAGUCCAAAGGAUAUCAAUGGGACUUAUGGAACUUCAAUAACUUCUGGAGAUGUGUUGGAUGCAGCUGAGGGAGGUGCGGUCUGGGAUAUUUUCAGGAGAGAGGAUGUUCCUAAGCUGCAGGUUUAUCUUAAAAAACACUUCAGGGAAUUCAGGCACACUCAUUGUUGUCCUGUGCCUCAGGUUACGCAUCCAAUACAUGAUCAAACCUUCUAUUUGUCUAGGGAGCACCUAAGGAAGCUAAAGGAGGAAUUUGGAAUAGAACCCUGGACAUUUGUGCAGAAGCUUGGUGAUGCUGUCUUCAUUCCUGCUGGCUGUCCUCAUCAAGUCCGGAAUGUGAAGUCGUGUAUCAAGGUUGCACUUGACUUCGUUUCUGCUGAAAAUGUUGGCGAAUGCAUCCGCUUAACAGAGGAAUUCCGUUUACUUCCCAAAAACCAUCGAGCCAAGGAGGACAAGUUGGAGAUCAAGAAAAUGAUAAUUUAUGCUGUCAAACAGGCUGUCGAGUGCCUGGAGAAUGUGGGGUACAUCAGCCAACAUGUUAAUUCAAAUCAAGCGCACACCGCUGUGGGGCGAGGGAAGAGAGGUGAGCGACUUCUGUCCAUGAGGCUGUAGGUUUUAUUCUAAAAAUGGUGAAGUGAGCUGAGCUGGGUUUUCAUUCUAAAAGGGGUAAAUUUGGAAUUACGAUUAGUGAACAAGGAUGAGAUUGGAAAUUCAAAAAAUUCAUUAAUUGAGCCCUUUUGCAUGUUGAGAAAGCUAAAAAGGCCUCGGCAUCUU